UCGAAAAAAAAUUCCCUUUAAUAAUAAAUUAAAAAUGAAAUUUAGUUUAUUCUCUAUAUUUUUGAUUUUCUUUAUAGUGGUGCUUAGUGAAGGAAAGAAGCCACCCCCAGUAACAACAUCAAAACCAACAAAUCCGCCAAGUACUUCAGCACCCUCAACAACUAAGAAAUAUAAGCCUUCGGCACGUGAUGAUGAUGAUUGGGGUCUCCGUAGAAAGCGAAAUGCGCAACCGCCAUACAAUCCAGCACCUCCACCAACUUACGCACCACCUCCCCCUCCACCUCCUCCACCAGUAUACGCUCCUCCAACUUAUGCUCCACCACCACCACCAUCACCACCUCCAUAUGUCCCACCAAAACAAUAUGGACCACCACCACCACCCCCUCCACCUCCUGUCUACGCACCUCCAACUUAUGCUCCUCCACCACCACCACCAGUCUACGCUCCUCCAACUUAUGCUCCUCCACCACCAACCUAUGCUCCCCCACCUCCUCCACCACCACCAGUCUAUGCCCCUCCAACUUACGCUCCUCCACCGCCACCAACACCACCAAAACCUUACUACCCACAAUACCUUUAAUGGUGAGAAGAAGGUGAAACAAAAAAAAGAAGAUAAAUAAAAGAAUGUUAAAUAAUAAUC
Messenger RNA from Meloidogyne enterolobii, 640 nucleotides. NCBI's taxonomy places the organism in Eukaryota, Metazoa, Nematoda, Chromadorea, Rhabditida, Meloidogynidae. The record is from the annotation of a GenBank genome assembly.